AUGCCAUUUUCAGGUUUCCCGUACGCGACAUGCUUUGUUUGCAAACAAAUCGGACACAUUUCGCGUGAUUGUCAUCAGAAUCGCAACGGAGUCUAUCCGGAUGGUCAGUUUUGCAGUUUUGACACAGAAUUAGAGAAAACGGUAAUUUCAGGCGGUGCGUGUAAUGUGUGUGGAGCAGUCGGCCAUCUGAAACGUGAUUGUCCGGAGUUGGCGGCUCAAAAAGCCGGCGGAGCACACAAUGAGAGGAAACGUGAGUUUUUGACUUUUUAGGCCCGCAAAGACCCUCGUUUCUUGCAGAUUUCACGGCGCGCGUCACUUCAAACUGGCAGACCCAAUCGGCCGAUGCGGACUACGAUCCGACCGAAAAGGCGCGGACAGAUGACGUGGCAAAGAAGGCGCCCGCCAAAAAAACCGCCAAACACAUCAAAUUUUGA
This is a messenger RNA of Caenorhabditis sp. 36 PRJEB53466, 434 nucleotides long. The record is from the annotation of a GenBank genome assembly. NCBI's taxonomy places the organism in Eukaryota, Metazoa, Nematoda, Chromadorea, Rhabditida, Rhabditidae.